Macrobrachium nipponense is the source of this 1662-nucleotide messenger RNA. Its product is annotated as protein Skeletor, isoforms B/C-like. The coding region runs from base 84 to 872 and encodes 262 amino acids. NCBI's taxonomy places the organism in Eukaryota, Metazoa, Arthropoda, Malacostraca, Decapoda, Palaemonidae. The record is from RefSeq and is a predicted model, not a curated record. The transcript is spliced from 6 exons.
AGCAACUCGGAUACAUAUAAAAGGUAACACAACUCAGGUGAGGGACAGUUCAUUUUCGAGAAAGGACGUGAAACAGUGGAAACAUGGCUUCGCGCUGGACUAUUCUAUUCGUUUUGGGUGUCGUGGUGGGUUACGCUUCUGCGUAUAAGGGCGCUUACAUCGGGAAGUUGUCUAUGCUGAAGCAUGAAGUCUCUGGUGAUGUUUACGCCGUCGAUAGAUUUACUCUUUACAUAGAAAACUUCAACUUUGAUGGGGAUGCUCCAGCUGUCUUCUUCUUUGCUGGCAAUAAAACGCCUGAACCCAGCGGCCAAGGCUUCAUCAUCCCUGACGAACGUGGCAGCCUUCAACCUCUGGGUCGUUACCGCAAUAGGAACUUGGUUCUCAAGUUUCCUAAAACUGAGGAAGGGCAGCAGUCCGUCGAUAAUAUCCUUUGGCUCUCUAUCUGGUGCAAAGAAGUUGGCGUCGACUUCGGCAACGUGAAAAUUCCCCGUGGCCUAAGGCUACCAGAACCCCAAUUAGUUGGGGACCUCAGGAGCUACAGGCCCUUCAUCAGUUCCUCUGCAGUGACACUGGUCGAUGCCGCCACCCUCAGGAUUGAUCAGUUCACUUAUGAUGGCAGUGUUCCAGACGCCCAGUUUAUGAUCAAAGCCGAGGGCGCCGCACCGGUUUUCAGACAAGUCCCGGACGAGAAUGGUUCCCUGAUUCCUUUGAGGAAGUACAAUAGGAAGACGAUUGCCCUCUCCGUCCCAUACGAAGUCCAGGGGCGGCCCAUACGUCACUUCGGAGUCUGGUCGCCUUCUAAGGGCGUCUUGGCCUCUGUCUCCUUCAAUGUUCACGCCCUGGUACCGCCGUCCAUCAGAUCACUUCUUUAGUUUAUUUUUGAAUUUAUUUUAUGACGUUUUUGGAGGGACGUGGGGCCGGGAUGGAGGAGGGGCAGUAGAAGGUGUGAAGGAAUCUUCUUGGUCUCAUAUAUGAUUGGCUUACAGUGCAGGAACAUAUAUAUAUAUAUCGUCUCUGGUUGCACUGAUUGCUGAACACUAUAUAUAUUGGAGAAGAAUCUAUUUAUUCAUUCAAGAAUUUUUCUUAGGAAAUAUAUAUAGCCACGGAUAAAGCUUAGUUUAAGAAUAUAUAUAUAUACAUACAUACAUACAUACUAUAUAUAUAUAUAUAUAUAUAUAUAUAUAUAUAUAUAUAUAUAUAUAUAUAUAGUUAUUUAUCUUUAUUUAUAGAUUGCAAUAAAUGAAAUUCCUAAGCUUUUGUGACGUGAAGUUUCUUUGGAGCCCUCUGGCGACAAGAGUGUUCUCUGUUUUUGUUUAUCAUUGCAACUUUCGUCUCCUCCAGUUUUGAGUCUGGUAUCCUUGUGUUCAGUUAAUUUUGUAAGUAGAAAGAAUCCUUGUACAGUUAGAUUCACUAUUCUGUGUUUACGCGGUUAUUUACACAUGAAAGUGCUGUAAACACUGUAAGACCUCGAGAUUUUGCUCAUUCUCAUAUAUUCUAUAGGUUGGUUGCCACAAUAAUAUGUUAGGGUUGUGCAAAGGGUUGUUAUACAUGUUAAAGUUGUGUUAAGGCGUUCUUUUUAUGUUAUUGUAUUAUUAGUAAAUGGUUAAUCGUGUGUCUGUGUUAUUUUCAUAAAUGUGAUUUUAAAUAUAUAGUGAUAGUUUU